AUGGCACUGGGGCUGGCACCCAGAUGGCAUCGGAACCCUCAUCCAGAUGCCAUUGAUUGGGCACCUAACUCCAUGCCCUCUGCCCAGGGCAUGCUGUGGAAGAGGCUCCGGGAGCGGAGAGGUCGCAGUGCCCCCAGAGCGGUGCCCGCGGCGGUGCCAGGGCCCAACGCCGACAGGGUGCCAGCUGGCAGUGGGUCCGGGGAGUCCCUGGUGCCAGCUGCCAGGGUGACCCAGCUGGACCUGGGUGGGCACUGUGGCAUCGUCCGACCUGUGCAUGGCAGCAUCGUGGGGGAGAGGUUCUGCUUCCAGAUCAUCACGGGGGAGGGCAGCAGCACCUUUGGGUGCAGCUCCCUGGCAGAGCGAGACCAAUGGAUCGAGAGCCUGCGGCGCAGUGCCCGCCCCAGCCAGGACACCUGCGAGCGCCUGGAGCUGGCCCUGACCCUGUGGCUCUACGAGGGCCGAGAGCUGCCCCCUGGGCACCUCCUCCGCUGCCAGCUGCACCUCGACAGCCUCCUCCUCGCCCGCACCACUGCCAAGCUGCCAGGGCCCAACGGGGACCUCUUCUGGGGGGAGCUCUUCCAGCUGCCCUCUCUGCCCCCCAGCCAAGCCCUCACCUUGUCCCUGUGCCGCGAGGACCUCCCUGAGCAGCCCCCUCUGGCCUCUGUCACCAUCCCCUUGAGCGAGUUGGCUGGCACCAAGCAGCCCCUGGAGGGUUGGUACCCGCUGAGCAGUGGUGCCAGCGGCGAGCGGGCACCGGCGCUGAGGCUGCGUGGGCGCUAUAGGGAGGUGAAAGUGUUGCCCAUUGUCAAGUACAAGGAGCUGGCAGAGUUCAUCACCUUCCACUACCGGGAGCUGUGUGCCAGGCUGGAGCCCACCAUCGCCGCGCGGCACAAGGAGGAGCUGGCAGCGGCGUUGGUGCGGGUCCUGCAGAGCACUGGCAAGGCCAAGGCAUUCCUGAUCGACCUGGGCGUGGCCGAGCUGGAGCGCUGCCACGCCCACCAGGCCCUGCUCUUCCGCGAGAACACUUUGGCUGCCAAAGCCAUCGAGGAGUACAUGAAGCUGGUGGGGGCCAAGUACCUGCAGGACACCCUGGGUGAGGCUGUGGCUCAGCUGUGCCAGUCGGAGGGCAGCUGCGAGGUGGACCCCAGCAGAUGCCCAAACCUCGACCUCUUGGGCAACCAAAGCAACCUGAGGCAGCUCUGCCAGGACACCUUCCGGCGCAUUGCCACCUCCUGCGGCAGCUUCCCCUCGGAGCUGGGCGAGGUCUUCUCAGCCUGGCAUGAGGAGUGCUUGGCACGGGGCAUGGCACCCAUGGGGCAGCGCCUGGUCUCUGCCUCCCUCUUCCUGAGGUUCCUGUGCCCUGCCAUCAUGUCCCCCAGCCUCUUCAGCCUGGCACAGCAGUACCCCAGCGAGGGCACUGCCCGCACCCUCACCCUGGUGGCAAAGGUCAUCCAGAACUUGGCCAACUUCACCACGUUUGGCGAGAAGGAGGCCUACAUGAGCUUCAUGAACGACUUCCUGGCACACAACUGGGCACCCAUGGGGCACUUCCUGCAGGCCGUGGCCGACCCCGAGAGCGGUGCCCACCUGGGCACCUCCCAUGGCUACGUGGACCUGGCACUGGAGCUUGCCACUCUCCACCUCCUGCUCUGUGAUAUCUUCUCCGGCCUGGACCAGGGCACGCAGGAGGAGCUGGAGCCGCUGCCAACCAUCCUGAAGGCCAUCAAGGAGGGCACUCCUGUGCCAGUCUCUGUCAGGCUCAGCUCUGCCACGCAGCCAAGCCUUCGCCGUGCCCGCAGCCGGGAGGACAGCCCCGACCCACCCCAGCCACCUCCGUGCCCACCCCCGUGCCCACCUCCUCCGGUGCCCGCUGGGCACCGCUGCCACAUCAAACGUGCCCAGAGCGUCCCGGCGCAGCCCAAAGCCUCUCGGUGCCACCCGCGGGACCUGCCGGUGCCAACCGCCGAGGACGAGCUCAGCUCUAAGGGGCGAGGGAAGCUGCGGGCAUCGGCGUCGCUGCCUCGCAAGCCUGCGGUGCCCUGGCAGAGGCAGGGCGAGGAGGGGGCAGGGGCACAGAGGGCACCGGAGGGCAUCCUGGGCACCGCGGAGUGGGAGAAGGGUCGCUGGGUGGAUGCCCUGCGGCAGGAGGUGCAGCAGUGCCUGGCACAGGUGCAGCAGGUGGAUGCCAGGCUGUGCCAGCUGCAGGCUGAGCAGCUCCAGGGCCUGCAGCAGCAGCUGGAGGAGGCCAAUGCCAGGGCACACAACCUGGCUGCCAGGCUGACAGCAGCUGAGGGCAGCAGGAGGAAGGACCUGGAGAGGCUGAAGAGCAGCGAGGAGAGGACUCGAGAGCUGGAGUCUCGGCUGGCAGCGUUGGAAGAGGAGCAGGAGCAGCUGCGUGAUGCCAUCUGCCGUGCCCGGGGCCAGCGAGGCUGGCAGUGCCCUGGGGUGGCACCCAGGGGGUGGGCAGAGGGUGGGGAUGAGGCUCAAGCCACCAGCGUCUGA
Pogoniulus pusillus (Red-fronted tinkerbird) is the source of this 2502-nucleotide messenger RNA. It is a transcript of the gene RASAL3, whose product is annotated as RAS protein activator like 3. Gene Ontology annotation, biological process: regulation of GTPase activity. The transcript has 15 exons. The record is from RefSeq and is a predicted model, not a curated record. Lineage: Eukaryota; Metazoa; Chordata; Aves; Piciformes; Lybiidae. Bases 1 to 2502 code for a protein of 833 amino acids.